Striga hermonthica is the source of this 846-nucleotide messenger RNA. NCBI's taxonomy places the organism in Eukaryota, Viridiplantae, Streptophyta, Magnoliopsida, Lamiales, Orobanchaceae. The record is from the annotation of a GenBank genome assembly.
AUGACUGCCGUCGACAACUGUCGCACCGGGUCCUUCGGCAAGACCAGGAUUCCUCUGGCCCACCCCCAUGAUUUGCAAUUCGAUAGGAUCACACAUCACCUAUGCGGUCGUGCUCCGCCAUCAUCAUCUUCCCAAUCCGUCGCGACCAUGCCACCUCCGUUCGUAAUGGUUCAAAUCACGGACGACUGGACGAUUCUCGGCCCGACUUCUCCUUUGUGUGACGAGCUUCACAUUGCAACGAAACCAUGUCGCUUUAUGUCGAGAUAUAUCAACUCUUGGUCUUUCACGAAGGGAUUGCUUGUCUAUGGCAGAGAAGGUCGUGAAAUAUUUAGAAGAAAUUUGGAUGUCAGUAUCUGCAGAGAGGCACUUGUCUACUCUCACAACCACAAAAUCCCUAUUAUUGCCUUUAGUGAGGACAGGUGCUUAACAUUGUUCGAACAUCCCCUCGUGGAAGCACUUCAUACCGUGUAUCAUGAGCCAAAGGCAGAGAUUAUACCUUCAGUUGAGCAGCUCCUGGCAGACAAAGAAAUACAGAAACUAAUUUUCUUAGAUAGUUCUGAGGGAGUUGCCGGUACUUUGCGGCCUUACUGGGAAGAAGCAACACAGGCUCGUGCAUCUGUGGUUCAAGCAGUACCUGACAUGCUUGAAAUUGUUCCACCUGGGACCUCCAAGGGAAAUGGAGUAAGAAUACUUCUCGAUCAUCUAGGUGUUCCUCCGAAUGAGAUAAUGGCUAUUGGUGAUGGGGAAAAUGAUGUGGAAAUGCUCGAGUUGGCUUCUCUAGGUGUUGUACUUAGUAAUGGGUCUGAAAAGGCUAAGGCUGUUGCAAAUGAGAAUACACGCAGCUGA